Messenger RNA from Opisthocomus hoazin, 711 nucleotides. NCBI's taxonomy places the organism in Eukaryota, Metazoa, Chordata, Aves, Opisthocomiformes, Opisthocomidae. The record is from RefSeq and is a predicted model, not a curated record.
AUGGGAGAGCUUCGCGUCUGCUCCGUUCUGGUGACUGGGGCCAACCGGGGAAUCGGCCUGGGGCUUGUCCAGCAUCUCCUGGGGCUGCCAAACCCACCCAAGUGGGUCUUUGCAGCUUGCCGGGACCCCGAGGGACAGCGAGCACAGGCAGCCAGAGUCGGGGAGCAGCUGGGGGGCUCGGGGCUGAACCUCCUCAUCAACAACGCUGCAAUGCUGAUAUGCAACACCCUUGAUACGGAGACGCUGGAGAGCAUGACCCAGGUCUACACCACCAACACGAUUGGGCCCAUGCUGCUGAGCCAGGCGUUCCUGCCCUUGCUGAAGAAGGCUGCCCAGGGGAGCCCGGGCUCAGCGCUGCCGGGCUCGGAGCGGAUCUGCAACAAGCCAGCCAUCGUCAACAUGUCCAGCUCUGGGGGCUCCAUUAAGGAUGUCUACCUAUUCGAUCGUGCACCAGUUCUGUCGUAUCGCUGCAGCAAGGCUGCUCUGAACAUGCUGACCAAGUGCCAGUCCCUGGGGUACCGGGAGCACGGUGUCCUCUGCGUGGCUCUCCACCCCGGCUGGGUGCAAACCGACAUGGGGGGCUCAGGGUCACAAAAGCCUCCCUUGACGGUUGACGACAGCGUGCGAGGGAUGCUGAAGGUGCUCUGCUCCCUCUCCGAGAAAGACACCGGCACCUUCCUGGACUGGGAAGGGAAUGUUGUGCCCUGGUGA